This is a messenger RNA of Colletotrichum orchidophilum, 1719 nucleotides long. RefSeq names its product carboxylesterase. The coding region runs from base 1 to 1719 and encodes 572 amino acids. The transcript has 2 exons. NCBI's taxonomy places the organism in Eukaryota, Fungi, Ascomycota, Sordariomycetes, Glomerellales, Glomerellaceae. The record is from RefSeq and is a predicted model, not a curated record.
AUGCAGCUUCCCGUCCUCGUCUCGUCCCUCUCCCUCCUGGGAGCCGCCUUGGCGGUGUCGGAUCAUGUCCAGCCCUUGGAAGACAGGGCUGUGGCAAACGCGACAGUCGUUCUCCAGACGGCGACCGUUAUCGGAAACGUUAUGAACAAUGUUGAAUCCUUUGGUGGCAUUCCCUACGCCAAGCCGCCUACCGGGCAAUUGCGAUUGAAGCCUCCCGUGCGCCUCACGGGGAACAUUGGAACCUUUGACGCCACCGGCCCGGCCGCUGCCUGCCCUCAGAUGCUUUCCUCCUCCGACAGUGAGAACAUCCUCUUCAACCUGCUGGGAAGCAUUGCGAAUCUUCCUUUUGUCCAAAAAGCGACUGGUCAGACCGAGGACUGCCUCACCAUCACGGUGGCUCGUCCCGCGGGCACCAAGGCAGAUGCUAAGCUGCCCGUGCUCUAUUGGAUAUUUGGGGGUGGAUUCGAGCUCGGAUGGUCAUCGAUGUACGAUGGAACCGGCCUCGUCCAGCACGGUGUCGAUAUUAGCAAGCCCUUUGUUUUCGUCGCCGUGAACUACCGCGUCGCUGGUUUUGGUUUCAUGCCCGGUAAGGAGAUCCUUGCCGACGGUUCCGCAAACCUGGGCCUUCUCGACCAGAGAAUGGGUCUCGAGUGGGUUGCGGACAACAUUGCCGCCUUUGGUGGUGAUCCAGACAAGGUCACCAUCUGGGGCGAGUCUGCCGGUGCAAUCUCUGUCUUCGAUCAGAUGGCUCUUUACAACGGAGACAAUAAGUACAACGGCAAGGCGCUCUUCCGCGGUGCCAUCAUGAACUCUGGCAGCAUCGCCCCUACCGAUCCUGUCGAUUGCCCCAAGGGCCAGGCCGUGUACGACAAGGUUGUCGCAGAGGCAGGGUGCGCUGGCAAGGCCGACACGCUCAACUGCUUGCGCGAGGCCGACUACAAUACGUUUCUCAACGCCGUCACGUCCGUCCCUGGAAUUCUCUCCUACAAUUCCCUCGCGUUGUCCUAUCUACCCCGGCCGGACGGCAAAACCCUGACCGCGAGUCCCGACGUGCUGGCCAAGAAUGGGCAAUACGCCGCUGUGCCCAUGAUUAUCGGGGACCAGGAGGACGAAGGCACCCUCUUCGGCAUCUUUCAGCCCAACCUGACAACCACUGCCAAGCUCGUCACCUACCUCAAGGACUACUACUUUGCAACAGCCACCGAGGCCCAGAUCGAGGCCUACGUUGCCACCUAUGACGACGGCGUGACCGCCGUCAUCAACGGCAGCCCGCACCGCACCGGUCUCCUCAAUGAAAUCUUCCCCGGCUUCAAGCGCCGUUCCGCCAUUCUCGGCGACUUGGUCUUCACCCUGACCCGCCGCGUCUUCCUCAACCUCGCCACCGCCGUACAACCCGGUGUGCCCUCGUGGUCCUACCUCUCGUCGUACGACUACGGAACCCCGAUCCUGGGCACCUUUCACGGGUCCGACUUGCUGCAGGUCUUUUACGGCAUCAAGGACAACUAUGCUGCGCGCAGCAUCCGCACGUAUUACACCAAUUUUGUCUACGCCUCUGACCCCAACGUCGGCCUCAACGGAGCGUACCCGGCCUGGCCCCAGUGGUCGCAGGGCCAGACUUUGCUGCAGUUCUUUGCAGACAAGGCCAGCACCCUUAAGGAUGACUUUAGGAAGACGAGCUCGGACUGGAUUUUGAACAAUGCCGGAAUCUUGUACAUCUAG